Saprolegnia diclina VS20 is the source of this 3175-nucleotide messenger RNA. RefSeq lists its product as hypothetical. Gene Ontology annotation, cellular component: cytoplasm. The transcript has 8 exons. Bases 30 to 3119 code for a protein of 1029 amino acids. NCBI's taxonomy places the organism in Eukaryota, Oomycota, Saprolegniomycetes, Saprolegniales, Saprolegniaceae. Gene Ontology annotation, molecular function: protein binding. The record is from RefSeq and is a predicted model, not a curated record.
GAAAUUGCAGUAUAGACGGCAGCGUGGCCAUGGACCCUCGGUACCUGCGGCAGCCAGCGACGCGCGCCGAGCGACACGGCGAUGGCCGAUAUGCGCGCGAUGGACUUCCUUCCACGGGCCUCUUCUCGCCGCUGACGCAGCUGCACUCGGCCUUCCACAAGCGCCAUGAGACUCGCAAGCGGUCCGAGUCCAGCCCGAUGGCCAUGGCGUACAACCGCGCGACGCAGAACCGCCGAGCCAUCCAGCUGCCGCCGCGGCCUUUUUCGUUUCGGCAGCGCCAAGGCAAACUCGACACGCGGACCAUCGCCCAAAUCGACCUGAACAAGGUCGUGCGGGAGACCGACAUUGACACGAUUCAGAACCACUUGGAGAACUUGGCUUUCUCGGACGUGACGCUCCAGGACGUCAACCAGUACUCGGACGAGUACUUUCUCAAGCUCUUCCAAGUCGCGCAGCUGACUGUCGAGUAUCUCUUGAACGUUCAAGAGUCGCUGGUGCUUCACACGGAAGACCUCGAGACGCAGUGCGACCACGUCGCUGCCGACUGCAAGACGCUCGAGGCCGAGAACCAAACGUUCGACGCCGAAGUCAAAUUGCUCAAGCAAGAGAUCCAGCAAAAGCAAAAUACGAUUGCGACCUUUGAAAUGAUGCUCCUCACGCAGCAGCGCAGCGCGUCCGUGCCCGCGACGUCACCAACACCGGCGCCUGUCGACUGUGUGUUUUGCAACAAGAAAUUUCUCUCGACCGAGUACCUCGUCAAGCACCAAAAGAAAAAACACUUUGACGACUACAGCAAACUCAGAGCGACCAAGUCGGGACCUCCACCGCUCCAGGCACCGCCCCCUGUACACGCACCGCCGCCCGUGCAAGCACCACCGCCGAUCGAGACGCCACCAGUAAUGGUUGAGCCAGCCAAGCCCGCUGCAUCCGAUGUCAGCUUGGUGUCGGCCCUCGUAGCCGCCAACACGACGGCCCUCACCAAGCAGCUCGAGACGCUGCAAGCCCAGCUCCUUCAGGACAAGUCAGAGCGCGCAAAAGAGACGCAGCUGCUCCAACAACAGCAAAACGCCUUUGCGCAGAGCAUCGUCGAGCAAAUGGCGCGCAUGCAGCAAGCGCUGCAGGACAUGCAGGCCAAGACGCAGACCGAGUGGAUGCACUUUACGGAGGAAAUUCUCAAGGCCAAGCCGCGGCCCGCCGACCACAUUGGCCACGUUAUGCACGACACCGACGACAAACUUACGCGCGAGAUGGUCCAAGACCUCAUGCAGCAGCGAGAGAAAGAGCUCGCGCGGCGACUUGAGCUCGAGGCCGAGCAGCGCGAGUGGGCGGCCCGCGAGCUCCAGCUCCAAAAGCAGCUUCUCGACGAAAAGCAAAAGCAAACGACCAACGAACUCACGCUCACGCACUUGAUGGCGCUCGAAGCGCAAAAGUACGGCCUCGACUACGGUCUCCCACCGUCCGCGGCCCCUACUGUCGUGGUCGUCGAACGCGGCCCGCCGCCAGCCGUGGAGACACCAGUUGUAGCUGCUGAAGAGCCCAAGCAAGCACCACCGCCCUGUCUGGUACGACAGCCAUCGAUCCAAGUGCCUGACGUUGUCCCGACACCGGUACCAGCAAAGGCAGCACCGCCCAAACCCGUGGUUGUGGAAGCACCUCCGCCGAAACCAACACCGGUGGCAGCGCCAGUGGUUGCGCCGGUGCCUGCCCCAGCACCAACUCUUGUCGAAAUCGAGACGCCGCCAGCGGUGGUCGAAGCUCCUCCAAUGCCCGAGGCACCUACACCAGCGCCAAGCGAGGACGCGCAAUUGCGUCGUCUGCACGCCGCGGCCACGACGAUCCGUCGCGUGACCAAGGGCUUUCUCACGCGAUCGCGUCUCGCCCAUCCGCACAGCUGGCAUCUGCGUCUGCAAGGCCACGACGUGCUGGUGCCCGUGACGCGCGAUACCACCGCACUCGACGUGCGCCGCGUCAUCGCUUCGGAACUUGGCAACAUCGACCUCCACCGCGUGUUGCUGCACGACGUACACUCUGGCGAUGAGCUGCCAGGAUCGUUCUUGGUGUUUGAGACCAACGGGCACUUGGAAAUCGAAAUCAUUCCCGCCAUGCACGACGACAUGCACCACUUUGCGGUCAUCGACGAGCUUGUCAUCGACUUGGCCGCGCAGAAAGGCCAGAUUCAAAGCCUGCGCACGGAGACGUUGCCCGCGCACGUGCGACCGGAGAAUGCAACCGUGCUUGCAGCGCUCGUACGUCUUCAGAGCGUUGCGCGGGGCAUGCUUGCGCGGCGCGAAGCUGCGUCGCGGCGCAUUGACCGCCUCGUCGAUGCGCGGUUGGCGCAGCUGCAAGCGCCGCCCGUUGUCAUUGCCCACAAGCCGACGCUCGCCGAGGUACACACGCGCAAGGUCACGGACGCACUCCAUGCCAAGCUCGUCGCCUUCAAAGUCGGCAAGUCCGCGGAUAGGAUUCCGCGGCAGCUUUCAAAAGACGCGUACGAAGCGUCCAUGAAGCAGCUCACGGCGGCGCGCGAGGCUCAGCCCCCCGAGGUCCAAGCGCGCAUCGCUGGUCUUCUCAGUAUGAUCCACGACGUGAGUGUGUCGCAGUACGACGCCGCAGCCGCCAAAGAAAAGGAAGCGACGGCAACGGCCGCGACGUCUAUUCAGUCGAUUGCUCGCGCGGCACUGGCGCGCAAAAUGCUGCAAAAGAUGCUGGCCAAGCAUGCACCUGCCGAGGCGUCAUUGGUCACCGAAGGCACCACUCAACGGGAUGCUGAAGCGACGGCCAAGCCCACAGACGACAAUGACGACGAGGCCAAACCGAGCGCCGAAUUGCACGAGUCGGUCCAAGCUGUCGACGAAGCGCCGCCCAAGGCAACAAGCUCGGUCACUGAGGACGAGGGGGUGAUGACCAUUGACGAGUUCAACGACGACGAGCCAAAGCCCGCGCCGGCGACGUCGGAGGCCCUUGAGAAAGCCGUGCUGCAGGACGAGUAUGAGGAAGAGCGCGCCAAGCUCGCGGCGCUUAAGGAGGCGAGUGCGCGCGUGAUUUCGCCCUUCUCGCGCGCGCCGCUGCAGUCGAUGCGCAGUGCCAAGCGCGGGUCAAGCUCCCAGAACGCACGGUAAUCACCAUGAAUUGGCUCGUUUAAUAAUCAUCAACUACACUAUUUACUUGUUGGCCU